AUUCUCUAAGAAUUCACAAUGACGGCCCUAUACACUUUCGUUUUUGCUUGUUUACUUGGAUUCUCUGCUUGUCAUGAGGCGGGAGACGUAUCUUGCUCUCCUGUGACCUUUGACUUUGCACACGUAGACACCUCCAAACUCUUUAGCACCUACAACAGCUACUACGGCGUUCAUGAGAAAUCCUUCUUUACCAAGGAAAGAGGGUUCAUUGGAAAGGUCGUUGACGGUGAGGAAGGGAUUUGGGAGGCAGCUCUUGACGAGGCAUCUCCACUUGUUAGUGUCUUUUACAAGCAUGGAUUCUCCGUUCUUCUCGUCGUCUAUGUAAAGUCUGAGGGUGAGGUGUACGUCAUAUACUACAAGAAGAAGGCCAACGGAUGGAUCCUUAUCUGCAAGGAAGCCUUUGAGGCCGCCCUCGAUGCCAUGAAACAUGACGAUGCAUCAUUCGAAGACGAGGUUCCAGUACAGGUUGCCGGAAAGUACAUUAUAAACAUCAUGACCAACCUCUCUGAUUCUCGCGUAAAUGUCACCAGACCAACUGAAGACAACCCAUUCAUGGUCGUUAGGCCAGCCUCUGGAUUCCUUGCUCCAAAGGUCAUGGAAGGAACUAGCACCAUCUGGGAAAGUAAGGACGGAGAAGGCUGUGAAGCAGUCUACUUCCUCACCAAGGACAAAAAGGUAGUUUUAGCUCAACUCUCUAUCAAGGCCGAGGACGGAAGUAGCACUCUGUGCUUUGAAAAGACCGACGACUGGGCAGAAAUUUCACACGAGGAGUACGAAGCCAAGGUCGAUGAGAUUGUCGAAGUUAUGAAGGUCCCAUCCGAUGAGGAUUCAUUCCUCACAAACUCUUUCUCACUGCUCCUCGCUGCCAUAUUUACCGUGGCACUCUUUUAAUCAUUUUACAGACU
Messenger RNA from Theileria equi strain WA, 905 nucleotides. RefSeq names its product signal peptide-containing protein. The coding region runs from base 19 to 891 and encodes 290 amino acids. The record is from RefSeq and is a predicted model, not a curated record. The transcript has a single exon. Lineage: Eukaryota; Apicomplexa; Aconoidasida; Piroplasmida; Theileriidae.